GAAGGGAAAUUGCAGAUUUUUUUAUGAGGGCAUAAAGCUUAAUGAUGGUUUUUUGGUUGGGUUUCUGAGAUUGGAGAAAUCACGGUUUGCUUUUACUUUCAGAUGAGAAGGGGGUUUUGCCCCCUUGUUCUUCUGAGUUUUUUCGUUUAUGAGUGAAAAAGAAGGUUUUGCGGAUUAUUGUCGCACUGGGUCUGUGAAGGUUUUUGGCAAUAUCGUUCUGGUUUUUAGACGGUGGCAUUGUAUUUUAUUUAUGUGAAUUAUGUUGCACAAGAUACUUAGUAAGCUUCCUCGGAAGUCGUCUAAGAGUGCUGAAAAUCGUGAACACGGUGGAAGCCAUACUACGUUUUCGAUUGCUUCUACCAGUUCAAGAAGCAGUGAUUUAGGGACUAGCAAGUCUGGAAAUUCGAUUGCAUCUCAUACGGCCCCUAAUUAUGCUUCAGAUGUUGGCCCAUACCAUGAUAAGUUUGCACGAGGUGCAAAUCCGAAGGCAAAUGGGAAUUCCUUGUCUUUCUAUGAAGCAUUGCCCGGAUUCAAAGAUGUUCCGAGUUCUGAGAAGCAGAGCUUAUUCAUAAAAAAGCUGAACUUGUGCUGUGCCGCAUUUGACUUCACUGACCCAACAAAGCAUAUCAAAGAAAAGGAAAACAAGCGACAAACAUUGAUAGAGCUUGUGGAUUAUGUGACUUCAGUGAAUGGCAAAUUUACAGAAGUUGUGAUACAAGAAGUUAUAAAAAUGGUAUCUGUGAAUUUAUUUAGGACACUCACUCCUCAACCACGUGAAAACAAAGUUACAGAAGCCUUUGAUUUGGAAGAGGAGGAGCCUUCAAUGGAUCCUGCAUGGCCUCACUUGCAAAUGGUGUAUGAGUUUUUGUUGAGGUUUGUUGCAUCAACUGAGCUGGAUGCAAAAUUGGCCAAAAGAUACAUUGAUCAUUCCUUUAUUCUGAAGUUGUUGGAUCAAUUUGACUCUGAAGAUCCUAGAGAAAGGGAAUACUUGAAAACGAUUCUGCACCGUAUCUAUGGCAAAUUUAUGGUAAAUCGCCCUUUUAUCAGGAAAGCUAUAAACAACAUAUUUUAUCGGUUUGUUUUUGAGACAGAGAAGCAUAACGGGAUAGCUGAGCUUCUAGACAUUUUGGGAAGUAUUAUUAAUGGGUUUGCUUUGCCACUGAAAGAAGAACAUAAAUUGUUCCUUGUUCGGGCACUGAUCCCCUUGCACAAACCAAGAUGCUUAGCAAUGUACCAUCAGCAGCUGUCUUACUGCAUUACGCAAUUUGUGGAGAAAGAUUGCAAGCUCGCUGAUACUGUCAUAAGGGGUUUAUUGAAGUAUUGGCCAAUCACAAAUAGUUCAAAGGAAGUCAUGUUCCUAGCUGAAUUGGAAGAAGUCUUAGAAGCAACUCAACCGCCUGAAUUUCAGCGCUGUGUGGUGCCCUUGUUUUGCCAGAUUGCUCGAUGCUUGAACUGUCCGCACUUUCAGGUGGCUGAGAGAGCUUUGUUCUUGUGGAGCAAUGAUCACAUCGAGAACUUAAUUAGACAGAAUCGCAAGGUCAUACUGCCCAUUAUAUUUCCUGCAUUGGAGAAAAAUGCUAGAAAUCAUUGGAAUCAGGCUGUGCAUGGUCUGACUUCAAAUGUACGCAAGAUUUUCUAUGAUCUUGAUCCUGAGCUGUUUAAGGAAUGCUUACUAAAGUUCCAGGAAGAUGAAUUGAAGGAAGAUGAGAUCAAAGCAAGACGUGAAGCCACGUGGAAACGCUUAGAGGAACUUGCUGCAAAGAAGGCAACAAGUAAUGAAGCUGUACUUGUUCCUGGGAAAGCACCUCUUCGCACCUCUUCAGGUUAGCCAGAGUGAGAGGUAUUUGUUGGUUGUUGAAGUUGCCUCAAUUCUUUGAUUUAGAUGGGAUUUAUAUUAGGUGGUCGGAUGCUCAUGGACUGUUAACUCAUCUGCUACCCCAAAAAAAAGAAGAAGAAAAAAUUCAAGAAAUUUUCAUGUAGAGAGGUUCUUACUGAUAACCAUAGCCCAACAAGCAUUUUUCCAAGUUUAUUUUUAUUCUUAAUAUAUCAAUUCGAUCCUUUUAUAGCUUAA
Molecule: messenger RNA, 2071 nt
Organism: Corylus avellana
Lineage: Eukaryota; Viridiplantae; Streptophyta; Magnoliopsida; Fagales; Betulaceae
Product: serine/threonine protein phosphatase 2A 57 kDa regulatory subunit B' theta isoform
Biological process (GO): signal transduction
Cellular component (GO): protein phosphatase type 2A complex
Molecular function (GO): protein phosphatase regulator activity
Source: RefSeq, a predicted model, not a curated record